AUGCAAAAGCAACUUCAGCAACCGGCAGCGGUUCAACAACAACAGCAACACGAAGGGUCGAAUCGUCGUAGUCACUGGCUGCAGUUUACCAAAGCUUUGGCACCGCGAAAUAUGGAAGAGCCUUCUCCGCGUCAGCAUGGCACCCCAUUAUUUCAACAGCAGAAUGAUGUGCAAGAAAGCUCUGCUAGCUUUACCGAGAAAAAGAAGAAGAAGUCCGCCCAUGUCCAGCUUCUGGAAGAACAGAUUGAGCACAUGCAUGCAGAGACUCAGAGACUGAAGGAAUCGGAAGAGCAAUUGCGUCAAUAUUCGCAAGAGAUGGAGCGAAAACUACGCACCAUGGAGCAGCAAUAUCAAGUAAUGAGCAAAGAUCUCCAGGAGCACUACCGGGCCAUUCGCGUGACAGACGAUGACUAUGCCACAAUCAAGCAGCAGUUAUCCGCGUUGUUGACGAAAGUGGAAAGUUUUCCUUUUGGCAUCAAGCAAGAGUUUUCGGCAGAUAAAAACAUUGUCGUCAGUGUGUUCGGCAGCCGAUGGCCGCGUUUAUCCAAAUAUAUAGAAGGUCGCCUUUGUCGCAGCGAUCAAAGCAUCGAUUACUCUGUUGUCGCUUUUUUGGUGCAAAAGCUGAUUAUGGAGGAGCUCGCAGCAUGCAUUUUCAAUGCGCCUAUUCAUAUGGCAUCGGAAGUAAAUAAUGAUUUUGCCCGUAUUACAACCUGGUUGACCCAGUACCACGUCAAAGGCUUUGGUCGCAAGCUACGACAACAGUUGUGCAAAGUGAUCGCAACAAUGUAUGCCGACACCAAUUACCAUUCCAGUCCACAGUAUCGAAAAAUCCUUGAAUGCAGAGACUUCCUCAUCAAAAGCGUUGUGGAUAUCAUUUCCAAGAUUUAUCAAACAGCAAAUCGGUCCGAGCUCGAAAAGAAGCUUGGCAAGCUCGUCGACGAGGCAACAAAGCUCAGUUUAGCCAUGCACGGUCAAGAUAACCCCGUAAUAAUCCGCAUCAUUACAGAAGGCCGUGAUGUAUUAGAUCCAGAAUACAUGACAGAACAGCGUGGAUCAUCAAACGAAUCGGAUAUCGUGCAACUCGUAAUAUCGCCGGCCUUUGUCUAUCACGAUGAUGCCGGAUACGAAAUGUGCUUGUGUCGUGCAAAAGUCAUCUGUCACGAAAACAUUCAGUAG
Radiomyces spectabilis is the source of this 1176-nucleotide messenger RNA. RefSeq lists its product as uncharacterized. The record is from RefSeq and is a predicted model, not a curated record. Bases 1 to 1176 code for a protein of 391 amino acids. NCBI's taxonomy places the organism in Eukaryota, Fungi, Mucoromycota, Mucoromycetes, Mucorales, Radiomycetaceae. The transcript has a single exon.